Molecule: messenger RNA, 1131 nt
Organism: Cajanus cajan (pigeon pea)
Lineage: Eukaryota; Viridiplantae; Streptophyta; Magnoliopsida; Fabales; Fabaceae
Source: RefSeq, a predicted model, not a curated record
AUGGAAUUCCUUGAACUGAAUCAAGGGAACGACACAGUGGCAGUGUAUGCUGCCAAAUUUGAUGCUUUGGUUCGUUAUUGUACACAUUACCAUGGUGAGGGUGGUGAAAGGGCUAAAUGUAUAAAAUUUGUAAAUGGUCUGCGUCCUGAAGUGAAAACUGCAAUUAAUUAUCAAGAGACAUAUCAAUUUCCUACUCUAGUCAAUAAGUACAGCAUUUAUGAUUGUGACAACCGUGCUCGUGCUGCUUUUUAUAAAGGAGUUGGAGGUCCUAUACGUGCUAUGAGUUCUAGUACUACGAGUAGGAGUAAGCCUUACUCCGCUCUUACUAGAUUUCAAGGGAGUAAAGCUGCUGCUAAUAAAAGCAAGUCAUUUACUAGAGGAUCCACUAUUAGUGCUACUGGAAGUUUUGAAGGGUCUAUGUUCACUCCUUCAGGAAGAUGCGGGAAGUGUGGACGUAUUGAGCGUCCAAAGACUGUAGGGAGAGUAUUUGCUCUUAGUGGUGCUGAUGCUGCUCGGUCAGAAAAUUUGAUACAAGAUAGAUAUAGGGUCAGGAUACCAUCAGAUAAAGUGAAAGCUGAGGAUGUUCCUAAGACUGCCUUUAGGACCCGCUAUGGGCACUAUGAGUAUUUAGUUAUGCCUUUUUGUGUGACUAAUGCACCUGGUGUUUUUAUGGACUACAUGAAUAGGAUCUUUCACCCUUACUUGGAUAGAUUUGUAGUGGUUUUCAUAGAUGAUACCCUAGUGUAUUCCAGGACUAGGGAGGAGCAUGUUGAACACCUUAGGAUCGUUCUUCAAACCCUUAAGGAGAAGCAGUUGUAUGCGAAAUUGUCAAAAUGUGUAUUUUGGUUGGAUAGUGUGAACUUUUUAAGACAUGUGAUAUCCAAGAGUGGAAUAGCUGUAGAUCCUGCUAAGAUAGAAGCUGUGUUAGAGUGGAGUACACCUAAAUCAGUAUUUGAGAUUAGGAGUUUCUUAGGACUAGCCAGUUAUUACAGAAGGUUCAUAGAGAAUUUCUCUAGGCUAGCUCUUCCUUUGACUAAGCUGACGAAGAAGGACCAACCUUUUGUGUGGGAUUCUGGGUGUGAGGAAAGUUUUCAAGAGCUUAAGAGAAGAUUAACUAGUGUCCUGUGUUAG